Molecule: messenger RNA, 1839 nt
Organism: Symbiodinium sp. CCMP2592
Lineage: Eukaryota; Dinophyceae; Suessiales; Symbiodiniaceae
Source: the annotation of a GenBank genome assembly
AUGGAGGCACGCCGACAGCAGCGGCAGGCCUAUGGCAGGCACAUCGCCCGCGGGGUGUGGUCUGCGAUUUCUGAGGUGGCCAUGUUCCUGGGCUUCACGCUCUAUGGCCUGGCAAAAGUUCGGACCCAGCUCCUGGGGCCACCGCAGAAGAACCUGCGGUACCUGGCGCUGCCCGUGGUCUUCACCGUGGGCAUCACGGGCCUCUCGCUGAACAGGUCACUAAGUGUGCGGGAUAAUCUGCCGCUGCUCUGGGGCAAGACCUGGAUCGCGCUGCUGGCGGUCUGGGAGCUCUGGUUGUACGAGCCGCCAUCUUCGCAAUGUCCAGGGCAAGAAGGGGAGCCAACGAGCUUCAUGACGACGCAGGAGCAGAUCGUUCUUGGCGUCUUCCUGAGCUUGGAGGCAAUAACCGUGGCUGUCUGGACCGUGCAGAAGACAUAUCCAUUCUUGGCAACCUUUUGUCGUACACCAAUGGCACUGCGAUUUUUUUGGCGGGUGCGACCUUCCACGUACAGGGAAGGCUACAGCUAUUUGCCGAACGGCUGCUGUUGCAGCCUCCGGCGAAAGCACUUCCAGUACCACGGGGAUCAGGACUUCAGUUCACUGCCCCAUGGCCACGGCAUCUGGCAGGAUGACUCUUACCACGGGGAGGUCUACGAGGGCUCCUGGUUUCGAGGACAGCCUGUUGCCCCGUUCGUGUCGAGGUGCUUCGGCAGCGGCGCCAUCUCCUGCGGCCUCAAAGUGGGCUAUGGCACUGCGCGUGCCGAGGAGCUCUCAGAAGUCUACCGGCUGCCGCAGCGGGCCUUGGACGGCUGCUUCCGCUUCGGCUCCCUGGGUGUGGAAUGCUCUGCCUCCGGUGCCUUCCUGGCGCACCUCCCGCAGCGGGUGGUCGGCCAGCACCAAAGCUUCGCGGACGCGUCGGGCCUGGUCGUCGACCUGCGGGCGUCCGUGCCGCGGCCACGGCUUUCCGACCUGGACCUCGUAGCCCCAGGCGAUGAUGCCCGCUCGGCAGCAGCAUCCUUCUGCUCUGACGCCGGCGACUCGCAGACGGCCUUCGUGUUCGUCCACGGUUACAACUGCCCGACAGACUGGGCGUGUCUCCGGCUUGGCCAGCUGAUGACUCUGGGCAAGUUCAGCUCGAGGUUCCUGCCCUUCGUCUUCUCCUGGCCCACAGGCACCAUUGCCUCCUUUUUCCAUGUCCGCCGGCACCUGGACCAGUUUGCGCCGGACCUGGCGGAGUUCUUGCACAGGCUGCACGAAAGCGGCAUCCAGGAGUUCCAUUUGAUGGCUCAUUCCAUGGGCUGCGAGCUGGUCUGUGCGGCGCUGGACCACCUGGAACAGCUACCCGCACGAGGGCGCCCGGCAACCACCGGAGGGACGGACGAGCUUCCACGCGCGAAAAUCGCGACGAUCUCGUUCUGCAACCCAUCUUGCCCUCUGAACGCAUUCCUGGAGGGCUCGCCCUCGAGCCUCGCCCGGCUCGCCGCGCUCUGCCAGCGGCUGACUUUCUACGUGGACAGGGAGGACACGGCACUCUGGGCGGGCGAGGUCCUUGGCGGCCGCGGCCGAGCGCUUGGCCGAUUCGCAGAGCCGCUGCCCAGCACCUACGACAGCUCCCUCACGCCGAAGAUCGACGUGGUGGACUGCACAUCUAUGGAUGCCAACGUCAACGGCAUUCGACAUAGCUAUUUCGACCUCAAUGCCUACCUCGUCUCCGACCUCCACGAGUUGGUCUCCAAAGGCACCCCCGCCGCCCGGAGGAGCCGUCUCGUGCGGACCUCCGUGAGCUCCCGCAGCAACGUCUUCUCCUUCCUGGCACCACCAGUCUUUGUGAACUGGUGA